Messenger RNA from Saccostrea echinata, 3535 nucleotides. Its product is annotated as probable aminopeptidase NPEPL1. The record is from RefSeq and is a predicted model, not a curated record. The transcript is spliced from 13 exons. The coding region runs from base 118 to 1680 and encodes 520 amino acids. Gene Ontology annotation, biological process: proteolysis. Lineage: Eukaryota; Metazoa; Mollusca; Bivalvia; Ostreida; Ostreidae. Gene Ontology annotation, cellular component: cytoplasm. Gene Ontology annotation, molecular function: metalloaminopeptidase activity; manganese ion binding.
AUUCCAAGUAUUCUGCUUGUCACUGUUUGCGGUGCAACCCACCCGCCCCGGUUUUUCCUGAAUCAGUCACAACAGGCUGUAUUUGUAGCAGGAUUGUGACUGCCACAGAGAGAGAAGAUGCCUGUAAAGCUUGUGUAUGGGGGUAAACUGACUGAGUCAGACCCCAAGGAUUUCCCCGUGGUCAUUGUAGGUCAGCUGCCUCAUCUUACCAGUAUCACUUUUGAUGACAUCAAAGUUAAGCUGGAACCUAGAGUCAACAAAGAAACAUUUAGUCUAGCUGUGAGUAGCCUGCGACCAUCACCAACUGACACAUGUCCACUCUGGCUUAGGAAUGCUACCAUAGCUGCCCUGCCCCUGAAGAGUAGUCGGCACAAUACCCCGUCUCGUGCCCAUUCUUUAUCUAAACUUGUAAAAGGCUGUCUUUCUGGCCAGGAUGAAUUUGUUGUGAUUGUGUGUGAGAGAAAGGAUGUGUAUGCCUUAGGAUGUGCUGUAGCCAGAAUUCUACCACUGUACUCGGGGAAGUCUGGACAGAACUCUGUAGAUUACACCCUGACAGUGGACUUUCUGUUGGUGGGGGCGGACAAGGAUAAGCCUCUUUCUAAGGAUGAUCUUCACUGUUUGUCUGCCUCAGCCCAUGGCAUCAGACUUGCUGCAGAAAUUGUGGAUAAGCCAUGUUCUCAUAUGAACACAGAUGACUUUGUGAAGGAGGCAGAGACUGUUGCUAGGGAGCUUCAGAUCACCCCCUAUAUUGUACGGGGGGAGGAGCUAAAGGAAAAAGGAUUUGGAGGUAUUUAUAAUGUUGGAAGGGCUGCAGAACACCCACCAGCUCUAGUGGUUCUGAGCCACAGGCCAGAGGGAGCCACCAAAAAUAUCGCUUGGGUUGGUAAGGGGAUUGUUUUUGAUACUGGUGGACUCUGCAUUAAAGCUAGGCAAGGUAUGUGUGGAAUGAAGCGUGACUGUGGAGGAGCGGCCGGUAUACUGGGAGCUUUCUAUGGUGCUGUCAAACUGGGUUUUAGUGAGAAUUUACAUGCUGUGUUCUGUGUGGCUGAGAAUGCUGUAGGACCACUGGCCACUCGGACUGAUGAUGUCUACACACACUACUCAGGAAGAACUGUGGAAGUAAAUAACACAGAUGCAGAAGGAAGACUUGUUCUGGCUGAUGGGGUUGCUUAUGCUAGGAAAGAUUUGAAAGCUGAUGUUGUUGUUGACAUGGCAACUUUAACUGGUGCCCAAGGAAUUGCUACUGGUAAAUACCAUGGCAGUAUUGUCACCAAUGAUGAAAACAUGGAGCUGUGGUGUGUGAAGGCAGGACAAAAUUCAGCAGAUCUUGUACAUGCCAUGCCGUACUCCCCCGAGCUUCAUUUCCCAGAAUUCAGUAGUGCAAUAGCAGAUGCCAAAAACUCAGUGGCAGACAGGAGCAAUGCCCAGGUAUCCUGUGCUGGCCUCUACAUAGCAUCUAACCUUGGUUUUGACUAUCCCGGAAUAUGGCUCCAUAUUGAUAUGGCUGCCCCUGUUCACAAUGGAGAAAGAGCUACAGGCUAUGGUGUGGCAUUGCUGACCAGCUUGUUUGGUCAGAUGUCCAAUAAUUCCCUUCUGAAUUACAUAGCGCCCCCUAUGUCUAUACAGGAAACCAUGGAGGUAGAGAGUGAAGAUUCCUCUAAGAAGAUUCGUCGCUACUGACCUUUGACUGAUUUGUUGCAUUAAACAGUGAUGUUGUGCAGAUUAUAGUUUGUUUUGUAUUUUUGACACCUUGUACAUGUAGGUAAUAUUAGCUUUUUAAUGAAAGCAGUCAUAAGCUUAAGUAUAUCUAAGUUUUGCUUGAUUAUUUAGGUUUUUUUUUUUUUUGGUUGAACAUUUAAGUUUCUAUUUAUUAAUUAGUUUUAUAUAUAUAAAUUUACACAAAUUACCAUUCUUACAUAGCAUUUUAUGACAUCAUUAAUUUGUUUUUGAUUUUCCCUCAGGUAGUAAAAUUAAGAAUUACAUCCCAAUCCAAAACAGAUCCUAACACAAGUUAACUGCAUUAAAGUUCUUACACUCAGAACUUACAAGAACUACAAGACAUAAAUGCCAAAUUAGUCACAAAAAUAGUGUUUCCUUAAAAGUUUAUUUUGGUACGUUGAUAAGUACUCAAAAGUUCCAAACAUAUAUGAGUGUGGGAAUUUUGUCUCAAGAGUGCAAUAAAUGUAAAUCAUCAUAUGUCUAAAUAAAUACCCUUUGAUGAAAGUGGAGAUGUACUAAAAGUUUUGAGAUUUACAGAAAGGUAACUUUUAUAACAUAAAAUAUACAUUUAUAAUGUGAUUUUAAAAAAAAAAUGACAUCCAGGUGACUGUUUAGGUUCAUGGGCCUCUAAGAUUAUUUAAAUCAUGAUUUAUAGUCUUAUGAAAAUUAAAAGACAGCAUAUCUUGUCUUUAAGAAAAAUAUUUUGUUUUACUUUCUGUAAAAUCACAUAUUUUCUUGGGGUCAAAUUUUUGUGGUUAUACACUAGACAAAAUUGCUAACGCAACACUUAUUAUUCUUAUUUGUGAAUUGGUCAUUUUUCUGAUUGGUACUAGUAUAUAAAAUAUGCCAUCUUUUCCAAAACAGUUGGAUUGACAAAUGUCUUGGUGUCAUGUCAAGACCCUUAAAGGACCUUGUCCGAAAUCCAAUGUCCCAACGUGCACUGCGCACCGUUUUUGCCAAGAUAUGAAGUUGGUGAUUGCCGAAGGUGGUCCGUGAGGUUGCGACGGGAGCAGUCUCCUACUUAAAAAUCAAAUGCUAUACCCUGAUUGACUACCAUAUUGCUUAAUAGUCACCCAGUGCCUUGGUGUCCCUACCAAAUCCACCCAACUUCCGGUUGCCCCAGUUUUGUGGAACAAUCUUGAAGUUAUUGUGUGGUGCUUACUUAAUGCCGUCGAUAUCUAUUGUAAAUAUUUUUAUGAUCGUUAAUUCAUUUUCAACAAUUUUUCACCAGAGAAAUGCAUAAUCUUUGAAUUGUUUUAAUUUUUCACAAAUUUCUUCAAAGGAACCCCCUGUAGAUACCAUACUGGCUGCCUUAGCGGUCUCUUCUAGAGUCAAACGCUGCAUACGGUGUAACUUUUUUUCUGAGUUUUUAAUUAGUACAAACAUAAAGAACACAACCACAAAGAAAAAAUUAGAAAUUUAUUCCACCAAAAAAGUAUGGAUAUGAUUUUAAUUUUUUCAAUGAAGUGGUUACGCUUCAGUAAACAUUGCUAUUAUUUAUCAGUUAAAACAUUUAAAUGACCCAUUUUUUAAUGAAGUAACAUAAUUAUAUAUCAAACACAUCAUAAACAAGUUUUGAAAAGAAAAAUGUUAAUCUAUUUAGGUGGUGCGUUAGCAAUUUUGUCUAGUGUAUGGGAAUCAAUAUAAUUUUUUUUUUUUGAGAGACGCUCAUUUAUAUUUAUAUGUGAUCAUGUGAUAUUUCAUGUUCAAGUGCUGAAUGCUAAUGUUUGAUUGUAUUGUUAUUUAGUUAACAUGCGUUGAUACAGGGAGUAGAAAUAAAACACCAAAUAAAAGACUAAUUAUAAAUAAUAGACAA